GAGAGCGAGAGACGGAAAGAGAGUCGCGGCUGCCUCGCCACAUCACCUCAGCUGUGCUUUCAGACAGACUGGAAGAGUUCAGGCUGAAGCGAUGCGCGCUAAUGGAUGUCUCGAUCACAGGUUUUGUCACAUGUGAGGAGCACCAGUGAUGGCGAGUGCGCUCAGCUGUAGGAUGUGGACCCCCCCGCUGUGUCCUGCCACGGCUGGGACAUGAUGGCAUGCCGAGGUGCAGGCUGCUCGGGCUUUGCCCCCGUGAGCCAAGACACGGCGAGGUUCGCCAUGCUGGCGCUGCUCAUCCUGCUGUACCUUCUCUGUGGGGCUGCCGUCUUCUCCGCCCUGGAGCAGCCCAAAGAGAAGCAGGCCAAGGCCCGGUGGAUGCAGAGGUUCGAGCAAUUCAGUCAGAAGCACAAUCUGAGCCGGAGCGACCUGGAGAACUUCCUUAGGCACUACGAGGAGGCCAGCAUGGCUGGGGUGCGGGUGGACGGACUCAAAGCUCGUUGGGACUUCCCAGGAGCGCUGUAUUUUGUGGGUACUGUGGUGUCCACUAUUGGCUUUGGAAUGACCACACCUGCCACAGUCGGCGGGAAAAUCUUCCUGAUCUUUUACGGGCUAAUUGGCUGCGCGGCCACUAUCUUGUUUUUCAACCUGUUCCUGGAGAGAAUCAUAACCGUGCUGGCCUUUGUGCUGAAGUCCUGCCAUGAGGUCCAGCAUCGGCGGAAAGGAGUGCUACCUCACGACGCCGGGCAAGGCCCAGGAGACAUGAGGCAGCAUGGGGAGGACGGUCUAGCAGGGUGGAAGCCGUCAGUCUACUGCGUGAUGCUGAUCCUCUGUGUAGCGGCUGUCAUCAUAUCCUGCUGUGCCUCGGCCAUGUACUCCUCUAUGGAGGGAUGGGGAUACUUGGACUCUCUGUACUUCUGCUUUGUAGCAUUUAGCACCAUUGGCUUUGGGGACAUGGUUAGCGGUCAGCGGACCACCUACCAGAGUCAGACCCUCUACAGCCUGGGGAAUUUCUUUUUCAUCUUGUUGGGGGCUUGCUGCAUUUACUCGCUCUUCAAUGUCAUCUCCAUCGUCAUCAAGCAGGUUCUCAACUGGCUUCUGAAGAAGCUGGAGAUACCAUGUCGACACUGUCCAGGAAGGUCCCUGCGGCCGGGCCGAAACGCGGUGGUGCCUGGACACUUCCGCACGCGGGUCCGCAACAUCUCCAUAGAUACGGAUGCUGUGAACGAGAGUGAAACGGACGGCCGCAGGAUGUCCGGGGAGAUGAUCUCUAUGAGAGACUUCUUGGCUGCCAAUAAGGUCAACUUGGCCAUCAUGCAGAAGCAGCUGUCCGAGACAGCCAAUGGCUAUCCACGGCCAUCUGGCUCUGCUAACCGGCACAAUGAGUUCUCUGGUGGAGUCGGGGCUCUGGGCAUCAUGAACAACAGGCUGGCUGAGACCAGCGUGGACAGAUAAGUCAGACCAAAUGAAAAACGACUGCACAAGAAAACUGAGGCCAUACUGUGCUGUCCUUACUACAGAUACAACUGUUUUAUGGCAGUUAGUGAUUUGUCUGCCUUUCAUUCGUGGAUCUGUACAUGCAUUGCUGCUCUGAAUGUGGUACAGAUGCUCAGGUGUGGUUGUUCUAGAGGCUUUGCUGCAUCAGUCCUUUUCCACUUAAAGCACAACUAGUUCUGAAAUGAGUUGGAGGAAAUACAGUGUUCCUCAGUUCCAGUGUUCCAUUGUACAAGUUAGCUUAUCAGUUUGACGCCUGUCAAAUCGGCUUGUUCCCUAGAAUUACUUGAAAUGAAUGAGCUGAGCUUAACUCCACAGCCAUCGAUCUGUGCUGCGCCAUGAAGCUGCUGUCUUUAAUAAUUCGUUCUCAUGUACUUCCAUCUACUUUGAUGCCAUCUGCCACUACUUUGAUGGAACAUAAAGCCUUUGGAACAGGUGAACGAUCUUGGGAAAUCAUGUGAGCACUUACGUGAUGCAAUUUGCAUUUUUCUGUAGCCCACUAUCCUUUUAAAUGAACAUAUUUGAAAAGAUAUAAGGAACAUGGCGGAAGAACAUGAUUAAGUUAGACCUCCGUUCAUUUCAUGAUGAUAGUAAUGUAUAAUUUAGAUGCUAAUAGCUGUACAGUACUGUGCGGAAUCAAGACCACCCUUCAUUUAUUUCUUGCCAGUAAAAAUGGCCAUUAAACACAGGCAUUUUUACGGAGAUGUUUCUGAGGAGAUUAAAAAUAAGUGGGUAUCAUCCACUUGCAUGAGGAAACAGAACGUCCAAGGAAAAUUCGUUUAAAAAAAACAGGAGUUUGGGGUUCCCAAAACUGGAAUUCUUAGUAUCAUUGGAUGUGUUUGGAAUCACCCGGGUCCUGAGAAGCAACCAGGUUCUAAGAAUGGACUUUGGAGGUGUGGAAAAAUAUCUCCAAAAAGAAUGGAAGAGCUAAAAAAGGCACAGAACUGACACACUAAAAAAUGCUGACAUGACAUGUAGUCGUUGAAGCUGCUGUUUACUUUUCUGUUCAAUAUGUUUUAAUUUUCCACUGCAGGAAAAUGAAUAACUCACAUGUUUGGCCAUUUUGACUGGGAAUUAAAUGCAUGACGGGUGGUCUCUGACUUUUGCACAGUGCUGUACCUUUUGAAGUAUAAAUUGCUCGAUGCUUGAUUUCAAGCACUACAAGCAAGACAUGCUCGUUAUGCAGGUGGAAGCAGAAACAAGGGAGUUAUGGGUCAGCUGUGGGCAAAGCCAAAUGUAUAUGAUGCAGGACAUCAAAAAAGAGGCUAUUUUUCAGCCCUUUGUAUUGAGAAAGCUGGUUCAUUAAUAUUGAGAAUGAGAGAUGUUAUAUGUGUAGUUGCAUGAUGAAUAAAAGUCUAUUUUACAGGUUUUACUCCACAUUGUCUGUCCAUGAUUAUGGGUCAGAAAUUUUAGAUGCUCAUAUUUUAUUCUCAUUUGUAAAAGUGCCAGGGAAAAACUGUGCUUUAUAUUACAGCAGCGUCAUAUUUAUCCUUGAAGCUAAAGGCAUAAGAAAGCAGAACGUAAAGAUUAAAGACCUCCUCUGCACUGAGCUGCAUGUCUGAGUGUGCAGUUUAUUUCAUCAGUGACUAAACAGGUUAAAGCUCAAUUCGAUGAGGAUAUAAUGCCCUCUAUGGUUACAGUUGUGUCAUUACACCACCUCAGUUUGCUUUUUUUUGCCUAGAUUGCUCAGUUGCAUUAAAGCCAGCUCUCCAAAUGGUGAUAAAUGGGCUUCAGUAAUGAAUAGUCUCCAGACCUCACGGCUAAACAUGACUGGACUCUAAAUCAGGGUUAUUUGGGCUGUAAAGACGUGCUGUUUUAAGAUGAAGAUGAAAGAAGAUGAAAUGCUUUUACUGUUUAAAGGAGUGGCUCUCACCUCUUCACUGCGUGCUAGAACAAUGCAAAAAUAGCUGCCUUAUGUAACAGCUGAUUUAAAUAGUUAGGUUAUUCCUCAGAGAACAGAUACCGAGCUCAGUUUUAGAGGAAUAGCUUACAUUUGGAGAUAAAGCCAGAGA
Molecule: messenger RNA, 3503 nt
Organism: Pygocentrus nattereri (red-bellied piranha)
Lineage: Eukaryota; Metazoa; Chordata; Actinopteri; Characiformes; Serrasalmidae
Gene: kcnk13a
Product: potassium channel, subfamily K, member 13a
Exons: 3
Coding region: 211-1452 (413 amino acids)
Biological process (GO): stabilization of membrane potential; potassium ion transmembrane transport
Cellular component (GO): membrane
Molecular function (GO): potassium ion leak channel activity
Source: RefSeq, a predicted model, not a curated record